AUGACAGAAGAGCAAGAGUCUGUUCCUCCAACACUCAAAAUCCCCCCUGACCUACCUGCGCCUGAAGCAUGGUGGCGAGAUCGUCAACAGUGGUUGGCGGAACGCGGCUACAUGCUCCGGCCUCGGUACCGGCCUGGCUGGCAGCCGUCGUGGAUCGUGAAUCCGCAGAAGCUGAAGUAUGAAUACGAGGACAUGAAGCCAGCCUCUUCUAGCUUCAUACUGGACGCCGUCCGUACGGCCGAUAACUCCCUCGUCGUGAUGAAGAAGGUCAAGAGCUCGCGCAAUCCUCAUGAAGUCGAGAUCUCCCAGUAUCUCUCUUCCGAAGCACUUCGUUCCGACCCUCGCAAUCAUUCUGUGCCCAUCCUCGACUCUUUUGGCGUUCCCGACGAGCCAGAGAUAACUAUCUUGGUAUUACCUCUCCUCCGUGCGUGCAACGACCCAUCCUGGCAAACAGUUGGAGAAGUGCUAUCUUUUAUCAAGCAAAUAUUUGAAGGUCUGCAAUAUCUUCACGAGUUGCACGUCGCGCACAGAGACUGCAUUUUAUUGAACAUCACGUAUGAUUCUCGGCCAUUGUUUCCUCAGAUGUUCCACCCCCGUAACCCUUAUAAGGCCCUUGACUAUCAAGGUCCACCCAAGCACUCGACACGUACGGCGCGUCCGGUGAAGUACUGCUUCAUCGACUUUGGUCUGUCCAGGCGAUAUAACCCCGAAGACGGCCCACCUCGUGAAGACCCCAUACGAGGUGCAGACAAGUCCGUCCCCGAGUUCAAAGAUUGGAACGGGGAACCGUUAGAUCCAUUCCCCACCGACGUGUACUAUCUGGGGAAUGUGAUACGAGAGGCUCGAUAUCAUGGGAUGAAGUUUCUGGAUCCUCUGGUCCAAGAUAUGAUUCAGGCCGACCCUUCGAAGAGGCCGACGAUACAGGAAGUAGUCCGGCGCUUUGACGAGCUUUUGAAGCGUACCCGAUUCUGGACAUUGUGGUUGCGACCGGUGCCCGUUAACGAGGAAACUGCUGUAGGGUGGUAUCGUAAUACACGUCAGUUGUUUCGGACGGUUGGUUAUGUCCUUUCGCGCAAAUCCGCAAUACCCAUCCCGUCGUGA
Messenger RNA from Dichomitus squalens LYAD-421 SS1, 1101 nucleotides. RefSeq lists its product as uncharacterized. The record is from RefSeq and is a predicted model, not a curated record. Gene Ontology annotation, cellular component: nucleus. The coding region runs from base 1 to 1101 and encodes 366 amino acids. Gene Ontology annotation, molecular function: ATP binding; protein serine/threonine kinase activity. Gene Ontology annotation, biological process: mitotic DNA damage checkpoint signaling; protein phosphorylation. The transcript has 5 exons. NCBI's taxonomy places the organism in Eukaryota, Fungi, Basidiomycota, Agaricomycetes, Polyporales, Polyporaceae.